Messenger RNA from Eleginops maclovinus (Patagonian blennie), 1174 nucleotides. RefSeq names its product succinate dehydrogenase complex assembly factor 2 (gene sdhaf2). The record is from RefSeq and is a predicted model, not a curated record. Lineage: Eukaryota; Metazoa; Chordata; Actinopteri; Perciformes; Eleginopidae. The transcript is spliced from 4 exons. Bases 156 to 647 code for a protein of 163 amino acids. Gene Ontology annotation, biological process: mitochondrial respiratory chain complex II assembly; mitochondrial electron transport, succinate to ubiquinone; protein-FAD linkage. Gene Ontology annotation, cellular component: mitochondrion.
CGGUCCUACAUCAAUAGAGGUCCGUGUGCUGCUGUGACGUAAAAUCUUGUGUAAUUUUACUGUUUUGAGUCUGACAUUCAGAGAUCAGCGGCGUUUUUACGGAGGAGAGGCAUUUACCCUUGAAGCCUCUAAACGAUUCAAGAAGGAAGGUUAAAAUGCUGUCUUAUGUUGUGGCGAGAAGACUGGUGACAGGGUUGUACCAGGCAGCAAGGAGACCAGUGGUCAUAGGGCUGGUAUCAUCUCGUGGUUACAGAGGAGAUACAGCAGAUGACACCAGGGGAGACUUGAUUGAGAUCCCUCUGCCUCCCUGGGAUGAGCGACCCGGCGAGGCUAUUGACAUCAAGAAGCGACGCCUGCUGUAUGAAAGCCGCAAAAGGGGCAUGUUGGAGAACUGCAUUCUGCUCAGCCUUUUUGCGAAGCGAUACCUGAACACAAUGACAGAGAGCCAGCUGUAUCAGUACGACAGACUGAUUAACGAACCAAGCAAUGACUGGGACAUCUACUACUGGGCAACAGAAGCUCAGCCCACCCCUGAGGUUUACCAAGGAGAGAUCAUGGAUAUGCUGAAAGAAUUCACAAAGAACCGUAACCAAGAGCAGAGGUUAGAUGCACCCAGCCUGGAGUACCUGGAGAAGGAAAGCCAGUAAGAUCCAACACCUUUCAGACCUGCUCAGAGACACAUUUAAGGAGUGGCACUGUGGAAAUAUCAGCGGUGUAACCAAGAAACAUCCCCAGAGAUUAGCUGGGAUUCUUGGAUGGAAAAUUCAAUAUUAUAUUCUAUUCGUAAUAUCCUCUCCAUGAAGUAAUUGCCAUGAAAGCCCCCGCCCUUUUUUCUCUUCUCAUUAUAUAGAUUGAUUUGUGGAAGCUGGUGGAAAUUUGUGGGUGGGUGAAUGCAGCAUAAUGUUAGGAAGGGGUUCUUAAUAUGCUACAUGAAUUGUACAUUUCUGAUUUAAGACUGUAUAUUAAAAGUACUCAAUGUGUGAAAUGCUUACUGAAUAAGCCAGCUUUGAUAAAUGGAUACAAGCUGAUAGUCCGUUAAACAAGACAAUUAUUACGAAACACAUUGAACCCAUAUUAGCGUAUAGCUUGUUGAAUUGUCUUGGCUUGGUUCUGUUCAACGAUUUUACUGUGCCUAUUAGACAUGCUGGUUAUUUAAUAAAUGUUGAUGUCUACA